GCGGCUGCUCAGCUCAGCUGCUGCAGUCCAGUGGUGGUCCCGAUAUCCAAGUGGGUGGUUGUGGUACUUGUUUGCCCUGUGUUUAAACUUGUGUCAGUUUCCGUUUUCCCCUAUUGUCAUUAAAGGGAAAGGUGAAGAAAUUCAAGCAUCUUGAGCGAAAUAUCAAGCAUCAGGUGCAGCCGCGUAGGAAGAACAGGCCUCCUAGGAGUGAGUACUCCAUGAGUGGGGCAGCAAGGGUCUCCUCGGGAGUGAUUUUUCACCUGCUCCCCAGAGGUGGAGGUAGCAGGGCAUGGAUCUACAACGUGUUGCCAUGGCCAGGACUUCCCCUGACUUGAAUCUUCUGGCAUUACUGUUAUGCUUGCUUUUUCCUCUUCAUUUAGGUAGUCCAUUAACCAGCAAAGAUUGGGAUUUUCACGAAAAUGACAUAUCAUAUGACCAUGCAACUCCUACAACACAAGAGGAGAAAGAAAGGGUGGAAAAAUUUGACAUCUCUAAGCUUAACUAUACAGCAAUACUUUUGGAGCUUGAGAAAGGGUUAAAUGCUAUGAAGAAACGAGAGGGCCGGUUUUUAGAAGGGCCACGUCUGCCAAGAUUUUUUACAGAUCUAGGAAAGUUCCUCGAUCUUGAACAAGUCGUGAAUGAAAUUGAAACUUCCAUCAUGUCAACUGCCUCUUGCACUGCUUGCAAAGUUGGUGUGGGUAUGCUGCAAAAGUUUGUCCAAAAUGGCAUGAUAAAAGAAGAUAUCAUCAAGGCAGCAUCUGGAUUUUGCAUUUCCUUACGUAUCGAGACAACACGAGUCUGCCUUGGCAUUGUCAAUCUUAUGGCAGAUGAAGUUGUAUAUGUGGUGGAAAAUCUUGUUAUGAGCCCUGAUGAGAUUUGUGGCUUUGUCAUUGGAGACAUCUGUGGAAUACCAUACAAUCCUUACCAUAAGUGGAAAGUGGCUUUCCCUCCUGUACAAAAACCUCCUGUUCAACAUCCCAAGUCCUCUUCUACAGGAAUGCCAACCUUGAAAGUGCUUCAUCUUUCGGAUACGCACUAUGACCCAGAAUAUCAAGAAGGUUCCAAUGCUGACUGCGAUGAGCCACUGUGCUGUCGUGCCUCCUCCGGUCCAGUAAAAUCUCCAGGUGAUCGGGCUGGCUAUUGGGGGGAUUAUCGCAAAUGUGACACACCAUCAAGGACCAUUCACAGCAUGCUGCAACAUAUUGCUCAAGCACACCCAGAUAUAGAUUAUAUCAUCUGGACUGGAGAUUUGCCACCACAUGAUAUCUGGAAUCAGACAAGAGAGGGCAACCUGGAUGUCAUAAGAGCUACUAUUAACCAAAUGAUGGUAUACUUUCCCAAAACUCCAAUUUUUCCAGCUCUAGGUAAUCAUGAAUCAGCACCAGUCAACAGUUUCCCCCCACCAUUUGUCAUGGAUAACCAUGGAGUGGGAUGGCUUUAUGAAGAGCUGGCUUAUCAGUGGCAGCGAUGGUUACCAGAAGCAUCAUCACCAACAAUAAGAAAAGGUGCUUUCUACUCAGUGCUUGUGCGACCAGGCUUCAGAAUAAUUUCCCUCAAUAUGAAUUACUGCAAUAACAAGAACUGGUGGUUGCUGUUGAAUUCAACUGAUCCAGCACAAGAGCUACAAUGGCUGAUUUAUGAGUUACAGAAUGCUGAGGACAAGGGUGAAAAAGUUCAUAUUCUGGGCCACAUUCCACCUGGCCACUCUGACUGUUUAAAGGUGUGGAGCCAUAACUACUACACCAUUGUUAACAGGUAUGAGGCGACCAUUACAGCCCAGUUCUUUGGUCAUACACACUAUGACGAAUUUGAGUUGUUCUAUGAUGAAAAUGAUCGGCAUCGAGUGACAAACAUUGCCUACAUUGGACCUUCUGUGACAUCAUACUACAAGUUAAAUCCUGGUUAUCGUAUUUACUAUGUGGAAGGAGAAUUUCCCACCUCUCAAAAGGUGGUGACUGAUCAUGAGACAUGGGUGAUGAAUUUGGAAGAAGCCAACAGAUAUGGGCAUCCAAGAUGGUACCAACUGUACUCAGCCCGCAGAGCUUAUAACAUGAGGAAUCUACUGCCAGAAGAGUGGAAUCGCUUGGUUUACAAGAUGGCUCUUGAUGACAACCUAUUCAGAAAAUACCAGAGAUUUUACUGGAAGAAUUCAGUGGCAAGAGAAGACUGUGAUUCAGAGUGCAAGAAACGAAUGUUGUGUGAUCUCAAGUCUGGGCGCUCUAAUGACCGAAAAUAUACCUGUGCAAAGAUCACUGAACAGGUUGAAAUCCAGGAGCGUACUGAUUGGACUGACUGGAUCUACUCAGGCUUUAGCAUCACGUCCCUGGCUGUUGUCAUUCCAGUGGCUGCUGUGGUAAUACCAAAUGUUUUGUAUUUUUUCUUCUUCUGACUUUAGAACCGAGCUAAUUAAAGAAUGAAUAAUUAUCAUAAAAAAGAAGAGGGACCAAUACAAGUGCUUUUCUAGGAUUAUCAUACUGAACUCAGGUAGCCUACAGGAACUGCAAGAGGCAUGUCUACAAUAAGUAGUAUGUGUACUGGAUAGUAGGUUGUAAUUUUUAAUACAUCAAAAGCACAACUGCUGAUAAAU
This is a messenger RNA of Scylla paramamosain (green mud crab), 2587 nucleotides long. RefSeq names its product sphingomyelin phosphodiesterase-like. The coding region runs from base 290 to 2389 and encodes 699 amino acids. The transcript is spliced from 14 exons. Gene Ontology annotation, cellular component: lysosome. Gene Ontology annotation, biological process: sphingomyelin catabolic process; ceramide biosynthetic process. Lineage: Eukaryota; Metazoa; Arthropoda; Malacostraca; Decapoda; Portunidae. The record is from RefSeq and is a predicted model, not a curated record. Gene Ontology annotation, molecular function: acid sphingomyelin phosphodiesterase activity.